UUUGUUACAGGUCGUUAUACCAGAGACAUCACCGACUUCCACAUAGUUGUCCCUCAGAAAGUUCAUCCAAAUGGCUCCUUCCAUUCUCACCACCUUCCACACUAUUUCCAUCCUUCCGUGCGAAAAAAGCGGAACCUAGAAGAUGAAAGGAUCCACUACCUGUUGCACUUUGGUGGUUUGUCUCAUGUGCUUGAGCUCGAACCCAACGCUCACAUAACCUCUCCCGGCAUGUUGGUGGAGACUAGAGCCACAGGCAGUGACAUUUCCGGAGCUCGUUCCGACGUCCCCCGCAGACACUUGUGUCAUUUCCACGGCUCAGUGCGAGGCAGUCCCGGUUCCCGGGUGGCAAUAUCAUCUUGUGAUGGGUUGGUUGGUAUGAUACGGACCGCAAGCGGCACGUUCUUUGUGGAACCACUUCACGGAGAAUCCCCUGAAGAAGGGAAGGAGCACAUUCAUGUGGUCUACAAGCGGUCGCUACAGCCCACUGGACGUAGUUGCAAUGUAAGAGGAGAUGAUUGGUGGAGUAUAUGGACGACUCGGUUACGUCAAUACAUGGACUCGCAUCCUGUGCGUAAACGCUCGGAGGCAGGAGUGACCGUGCAGCGAUGGUAUGAGCUUAUGAUCGCCACUGACAAGAAGUUUCUUACAUUUCAUAAGGAUAUUGAUGUUGAAGAAUAUGUCAUCUGCAUCAUGAACAUGGUAGCAGAUUACUACCACGAUAAGAGUGUUGGUAAUUUGAUUGACAUUGUCAUCGUUCGGAUUAUAUAUUUGGAAAAACAGGAAGAGGAAAUAGAUCUGGAGACCAGCAACUCUGGAGAGUCCACAUUGGACAGUUUCUGUAUAUGGCAGGCGAAGAUGAAUCCCAAGGAUUACUUCCACCCGAACCAUCAUGACCUUGGAGUUCUCUUAACCAGGUAUGACAUCUGUUCAGCGGACGAGGACGGAUGUAACCUGCUGGGGUUGGCGCACAUGGGCACGGCUUGCUCCAAUGACCUCAACUGCUGCAUCAAUGAGGACUCUGGCCUGAUACUGGGGAUCACUGCUACGCAUGAGAUCGGCCACACGUUGAGCUGCACCCAUGACGCGCCAGAGGAGAGUGGUUGUGAACCUGUGACGGCGGCUGGUGACUCCACAAUCAUGAACCCCGCUGUGCAAGCUGAAACCAGUGCUUGGUCACCUUGUUCUCGAGGGUUCAUCACCGGGCUGUUUGAUUCACAGAUGGGCGAGUGCAUGCUGGAUGAACCUAAGGAACAUACAUAUCCACUGGAUGAAAUGCCUCCUGGAGCUUUCUACGACGCCGACGAACAAUGUUCUUUCCUCUUUGGCUCCAAAUAUGUCCAUUUUGACCAAGGAGGGGACAAAAUGUGUGACAAGUUGUGGUGUAAAGAGAAAGAUGGCGGCAAAACAAUGUCAUUUGGCACUCCCCCUGCUGAGGGUACAAAAUGUGGUACUGAUAAGUGGUGUUUUAAUAAGACUUGCGUAAUGAUUGGAGCACGGCCCCAGGCCGUCAAUGGGGAGUGGGGAGAGUGGGGGAAAUGGAGCCCAUGUUCUCGCACUUGUGGAGGUGGUGUGGAGGUGCGUGAACGUUUAUGUGACAAUCCCCAGCCGUCCAACAAAGGACGGUACUGCUCUGGCAAACGCUCUGAGUACAACAUGUGUAACACUCAGGAAUGUACUGACAACAAUGGCCCAACAUUUCGAGAAUUGCAAUGCACUGAGUUUGACAAAAAGCCUUUCGAAGGUGUAUUGCACACUUGGAAACCCUACAAAGCACCUGAUUCUGAUCCCAAUCCUUGUGCACUGUACUGCCUGUCUAACGAUGGGGUCUACACUAAACUGGCACCCAGAGUGAAGGAUGGAACUCGCUGCAAGCCGGGAACUCGAGAUACCUGCAUCCAGGGUGCCUGCAUGCCAGUGGGCUGUGACUGGAAGAUAGCAUCAGAAGCUGUUGAAGAUGUCUGUGGAAUCUGCGAUGGUGACGGGACUCACUGUACCGUUGUUGAGGAUGUGUUCAAGGGUGUUCCAACAACAGGUUAUGCCCCUAUAGCAACAGUGCCAAAGGGUGCCAUGAACGUGAAGCUGGCAGAAGUACAUCCUAGUGAUAAUAUGAUUGCAGUGACAGCAAUUGACAACCAAACUUACUACUUGAAUGGUGGCUAUACAGAAGGCUACGAAGGGGAAUACAAUUUUGGAAACACCAAAGGAAUCUACACGAAACCUGGGAAAGAUAUGGAUGAACUCAACAUUAAAGGUCCACUUACAGAACCUUUGGUGCUUUAUGUCUGCCUCUUUGCAGACACCAAUCCAGGAGUUCACUACUCAUAUGCUAUGCCCUCUGACACGCCAACGUACACACCCAAAUACCGCUGGGACUUUGUCGAGUGGGGUCCAUGCUCCGCUCAGUGUGGUGGGGGUACUCAGGUGAUGCUAGGCAUUUGCAUGGAAGAAAAGAAUGGCAAGGUGAAACCAUCUUUAUGUGAAGGCAUACCGAAAAAAGAGCCGAGAGCACGUACUUGUAAUGAUAAACCUUGUCGUACCAGAUGGAAGGUGUGGAAAUGGGGCCCAUGCUCUGGCUGCCUGUACCAGUCUGGCACGCGCACGCGCCAGGUGGAGUGCGUUAAGGAGAACCCUACCAAUACAGGUGAUGAGGAGAUCAUCACAGAGGCGUCAGAAUGCUGCGGUGAGCCGCCCAAGAAGUUUGAACUGUGUAACUCCUCCCGCCCCUGUCCCAAGAAUAUGACCAGCGGGAUUGUAAAGAAAAGAGAAAUGGAAGUCAUGUCGAUAGAAGAGAUGAUUGUAAAGCGAGAUAGUGGGAAGUCAUUCAGUGAUGGGGCCAACUCUUCUCGAGUCAAUGCUACGAUCCAGGACCAUGUCCAGACAAACCAAGUGCACCUGGAAGAAGUGAUACUGGAGGACACAAAACUCAACCUGACCGAAAAGGAGUUUGAAGAAGUGGGUGAUAAGCUUUCAGAGAAACGACUCUCCUGUCCACUUCAAACUCUUACUGGCCAGGAUGCAAUGGACAGAAUCGAACAACUGAUACAUGGAGAAGAUUACGUGAGAAAUAAAACCAAAUCAAAUAACAAUCAUAAGGAAACAUCAAAAAGUUCAAAUUCAAGUGCACCAAAAACUCAAGAAUCACCACACCAUGAAGAAAAUAUAGAAAAAUGUAAUCCAUCUUAAAAUGAAUCUUGUGGUUGUUAUUGAUAAUUAUAUAAAUAAUGUAAUAAAGUAUUUUCUUACUG
Molecule: messenger RNA, 3245 nt
Organism: Homalodisca vitripennis (glassy-winged sharpshooter)
Lineage: Eukaryota; Metazoa; Arthropoda; Insecta; Hemiptera; Cicadellidae
Product: A disintegrin and metalloproteinase with thrombospondin motifs 12-like
Biological process (GO): proteolysis; extracellular matrix organization
Cellular component (GO): extracellular matrix
Molecular function (GO): metalloendopeptidase activity
Source: RefSeq, a predicted model, not a curated record